AUGGAAUAUUCAUGCAUAGGAUUAAACGAAUUACCUAAUGAAAUUCUUAUGAUUAUCUUGAAAAAACUCAAUAAUAUAGAUGUACAUUAUUCUUUACAAGGUUUUAAUCAACGACUAAAUCAAAUUAUUCAAGAUCGAAUUUUUACAAGUCGUUUAACCUUUGUUAAAUGGUUCUCACAUAAUUUUAUCGAUCUAAUUUCUUGUGAUACAAUCCUUAAUCGAUUUUGUUCACAAAUUUUACCUGAAAUUGGUCAUAAAAUUCAAUGGCUUGAUCUUGAAUCAUCAUCGAUGAAAUACAUUUUAUGUGCUGCUCAUUAUCCUAAUUUAUUUGGUCUCGGUCUUUAUAAUAUUAGUGAAGAAUCAGCUCGAUACCUUUUUACUGAUGAGAUUCUUUCAUCUGGUAUUUUCAAAAAUCAAAUUACAACACUUUUUACUACCAUUCAUAAUAAUAAUAACAAUGAUGAUUAUGACGAAAUGUUAUUGUCAACAAGAAACAUAUUUGAUUAUAUUUUCAUCUUUUUUACCAAUCUCAUUGAUUUAACAUUCUAUGAAUCAUCGUAUAAAAAUCGUCUUCCAUUAUAUUUUGCUGAUCCACCUUCUCAUACAUUUCGUUCUUCAACUCUUUUAAAAUUAAAUGUCAGAAUACAAUCUUUUGAUGAUUGUCUUUAUCUUCUUGAUGGUCGUUUUAAUCAACUUCACACACUCUAUGUUGAUUUGACUUCUAUUCAUCGUCCGAAUCACAUUCAAAAUCAAGUGAGUUUUACAAAAAAAACCUCUAUGUUAUCAAAUAAGAAAAGAAAAAAAAUUGUUUUUUUUCAGUGAAAUUUACCAAAUCUAAAGUGUUUUUCUUUGUCUUGUAACGACGAAACACAUCAUUACGGUGAAUUAGUCCCACCACUUCUAUAUCGAAUGCCAAAUCUAGAAGAACUCGGUUUGUGUCUUGUGGUCUUUGUUAAGAAAACGUUCAUUGAUGGGAAUCAUUUGAAGAAAAACAUUAUUAAUCAUAUGAUAAGAUUAAAUCAAUUUACAUUUUAUAUUCGCUCAUUCAUGUAUACUGGUAAUAAAUUGAAUUUGCCCUUAACAGAAGAUAUUCAGCGUACAUUGAUUGACUUUCCAAAUAAUGAAAUUAUUUCUUAUGUUGAUUAUUUUCCAGAGGAAGAA
Rotaria sp. Silwood2 is the source of this 1161-nucleotide messenger RNA. The record is from the annotation of a GenBank genome assembly. NCBI's taxonomy places the organism in Eukaryota, Metazoa, Rotifera, Eurotatoria, Philodinida, Philodinidae.